AUGAUAACGAACGUGUUGAUGGCUGCUGCCGGUUUAAUUACUUUCAUCACCGCGGAGCGGCCGAUGCGAUGCUAUCAGUGUAAUUCGGCUGAAGAUGCAAAUUGUGAUUCCAAUGAUCCCAAGGAUCUAAGGCAGUAUAUCAAACUCUGCCCAUUAUUGCAGGAAGGCACUUAUGCUGGUAAUGAACCGAUUGCUUGUCGUAAAAUUGUUCAGGUUUGUGUUACUUUUUUAUUUCCACCACUUUCAUAUGAAAUGAAACUGAAAUUAUGUCAGGAAAAUGAAGAUCGUUCGGAAAUCAGUGGAUCCUGGCAGCAUGCCUCCAGUUAG
Molecule: messenger RNA, 327 nt
Organism: Gongylonema pulchrum
Lineage: Eukaryota; Metazoa; Nematoda; Chromadorea; Rhabditida; Gongylonematidae
Source: the annotation of a GenBank genome assembly